AUGAAGAUCAACUUUAGGACGAGACUUUCCUCGAGAGGACAUCGAUGUUAAUGAUCCGUGUUUAAAGUUCUUUCUUUCUUUUUUUCUCUUUUUUUUUUUUUUUUUUUUUUUUUAGUUUUGUUUCUUUUCUUUAAUCGCGGCGAGAACGUGUGGAAUACGCUAGAAAGAAAUAUUCUUAACAGGUGGACGACAAAGAACUGUCCGGAGCGGAAGAGGAGAAAGAAGUGGAGAAAGCUCUGUUGAAGCCACUGUUGUCCUUGGAGGACCUCGUCAGGUUUUCCGCCCUCGAAGGAAGCGGCGGUGAUUCCUUAAGAACAUUGCUACAGCGAGGACACGAGACGGGAGCCGAGUGGCCAGGACUCGAACACGCCAACAUCGGUCCGUAUAUUCAAAAGAUGCUUGCAGCCGCUGCGCCAUUUAAAGCAGCAGCAGCAGCAGCAGCAUCAGCAGCAUCAGCAGCAACGUGGCCCGAUAACGAACGACGAUUUCAAUCCGAAUAUCGAGGAGGAGGCGAGCGACAGUGCUCAGGGCAGAGCGAUUCUCAAAAUUCCGUCCUACAAGCCGGCGAGCACGCCCGGAUGUUCAAGCAAAAACGGCGAGCCAACGUCGGCCGCGUUCGCGCAGGGAUUCGCAGCGGCGACCGCAGCCUCGAGUCCAGGACUUCUGGAACGGGCGAGCCCCGCGUUCUCCGGCACCAGCAGCCCGACCAAUUCCCUGGUAGGGAAAACCGUGGCCGUGAACUUCCGCGACGUGAUCGCGAAAAGCAUCAGCGUAAAAUUUCAAGAGGGUCAGACGGUGGCGACCGCUGGAAUGCCCGGAUGCCAGCCGAGCGGGGUGGUGCAGUCGCAGCAGACGAUAAUGGCGGACCCGAGCCCGUUCAAACGAGGUAGAUACACGCCGCCUCAACCUGCGACGCAACAAGCUCAGACGCAGGCGAAACCGCAGACUCAGGAGGCGAACAAACCGAAGCCAGCUACCGGUGGCAAAGGAACCAGACCGAAACGCGGCAAGUACAGGAACUACGACAGGGACAGUUUGGUCGAGGCUGUGCGCGCUGUCCAGCGGGGCGAAAUGAGCGUGCAUCGCGCAGGCAGCUACUACGGAGUGCCACACUCCACUCUCGAGUACAAAGUUAAAGAGCGGCACCUGAUGAGGCCAAGGAAGAGGGACCAGAAGCAGUCGGACGACAAGACGAAGGAGACUUCGGCGGUGACAGCGGCGGCAGCGGCCGCGAACAUACGACCAGGCACGGCGGACAAGAAGCCACAGUUAAAACCACAGAAACCGUUCACGUCACCGGGCGGUAUGCCAGGGCCCAACGGAAUCAAAAUGCCGCCGUUCAUCGAGGGUAUGCCUCAUUUGCCGUUCACGCCGUUCAAUUUCUGGAGUCCGCCGCCGUUCAUGCCAUCGCCGUUCAUGGCGGGUGCACCGAACGUUCCAACGAUUCUGCCGGAGCAAUACUUCGCCACGAACAGAGACGGGAUAGGCGUGGCUGCUGCGACGGCCGAAUCACCGGGAACCUCGAAUUCUCGUGGCACGCCGAUGAGCAAAGCGCCGCGGGAGGUAUCGGAGAGCCUGUACGACGGUUCGGGGGCGAACGGCAGUUUCUUGGACAAUUUGAUCAGGUCGAGUCUCGAAACGGGAAUUCCAAGGGACCAGAGGGCGAUGACCGACGCGAGGAACCAGCAACAGUCGUCCUCGCAGCAACAACUCCCGGAAUCGAUGAGGAGCAAAGCGUUGAUCGAUCAACUGUGCAGAAACUCGAGGAGGACGCCGGUACCGAGGCUGGCUCAGGACAGCAGCGAGGACGAGAGCUACAGGGGACCAUCGGCGACCGGGAGGCCGAUACCGGACAGGCCGGAACGCGUGCCCACCGUUGACCUUAGCCCGUCACCGUCGGAACGCGGUCGCAACGACGACGGAAGUGAUCGCCUCACGUCGCCUCCGACGCCUCUCUCGAUCUCGAGGGCCGGAAGCAGAGACGAGGACAGUACCCGAGAUUCGAGGAUAGACCGCAGCAGCAGGGAACGGGAGCCGCAGCCGCAGCCGCAGCAGCAGCAGCAACUGAAUCACUACCCGGACUUACACAAUCUUUACGCCGUAUCAACUGAGAAAAAAAGUGCCUGUGAUAGUAAGCUUAUAGUAGAUCAUUCGAGCCAGAAGAGUCAACAGCAGCAGCAACAGCAACAGCAACAGCCGUCGCAGCAGCAGCAACAGCAGCAGCCGUCGCAACAGCAACAAAAGGAGUACGGUGCAGUGAGCGGACUGGUUGUACAGCUGCAACGGAGCUACAGCACCGGGAACAGCAGGUCCAGCGAGCAGACCCAGCAACCGGCGGAGCAACGCGGACCGGUCAUCAGCAUGGAAGACUCCGUGGAGCAGUAG
Heterotrigona itama is the source of this 2385-nucleotide messenger RNA. The record is from the annotation of a GenBank genome assembly. Lineage: Eukaryota; Metazoa; Arthropoda; Insecta; Hymenoptera; Apidae.